AUGGCGGUGCAGCCGGUGCUGAAAACAUCAGAAGAUUAUUUGCUUGUCCAAAGCAGGUAAAUAAAACUUUUCCUGUGUGUUUAACUUUAGACAUUAAGUUACUAAACUAAGCUAUAUUUCCUCGCUGCAAGUUGGUUAAAAUAUUUAUUUGUUUGUUUUCAAAACAGGUCGCUUUCCGACCAGGAUUUUGCGCAACAGGUGAGGCAUACUGUGAACUGUAUAGUUGGGGGUCAACGAGGAACUGAAUGUGGAGCUGCUUUGAGAGAUUUGUAUCGUUAUUUGACUUGUAAACCUAAGCGGAGAAGGUAUGAUAUAGAAACAUUUUACUUCCUGUUAAAGUACCUAGUACUUAAAUAUUUGUGUUCACCCCUUCUCUGGUUGGGAAAAUACAUUUUAAGAUAGUUUAAAAAGUACACUUUGCUAUAAUUUACCAUUAUGCACCAAACCACACACCAUACCACACUAUACAAUACCAACUACACCAUACGGUACCAUAUGACACCCUGCCUUACCACACUAUACCAUACCAUCAUGCAACACUACACCAUACCAUACAUACUUUCAACACCAUAACAUGCCACAUCACACCUUGCCAUACAUACCAAACCUUGCCAUACCACACCUUGCCAUACCAUACCUUGCCAUAAUACCAUAUCUUGCCAUAACUGUACCACAUCUUGCCAUACCAGAAUACCUUAAAGGACAUUGGCAACCAAAAUUUUUAUUACUUAUAUCUAUUAGGUAUUCUUACGGAAUAUUUAAUUUCAUAUUUUGGCCGGUUUGUCGCGUUUAGUUGCUGAGAAAAUUUGAUUGAAUUUCAGAAAAUUUGAACAGUUGUCCGCCAUUUUGAAAAUAAGCGCGUAUGGUAAUUUAUGCCACAAAAUACAUUAUCUGAUGUCAUUGGCUGGGUAAACACAAUCUCAUGACUAUAAACAAUACCGUGUAUUACCACGCGUAGUGCAUUUUGAGCCAAAAUAAAAGGCAGAAAAGUUUUAUCAACUAAGUAUGUAACUUGUUUGUAACACUAUUUCUCAUAGUAUAUAUCCUACUCCAUGUUAAAUAAGCGCAGAAAUUCGAGUGUAACAAGGCAAAUACUAAUGCAAUAUUUUAUGAUCAAUUACCUGCAUUGUAAAUUGCGCCAUUUCUUGCUUUCCCAGUCGCUCGAUAUGUUUUUAUCUGAUAGUGUAGACUUCUCUUGUUUGAUUGAGAAGAGUGUUGGCCAGUAUAACGCUCAAAACGACAUAUUUGUAGCUAACAUAACACGCACGCAAUAGAAUUCUCUCUUGUAGUUUUGGUGCUACCCAGCCAAUGACGUCACAAAGUUCAUUGACCUUCGAGAUAAUUUUUCAAAAAUAUUUUCCAAGAUGGCGGCGAAACUGGCCGAAACACAAAGUUUGCAUGCAUUUUACUCGUAGACUAAAAUGUACAAGACGGAAAUGGUAAUGUUUUCAUAGUUCGGUUGUCAAGUAGGAUUGAAAUAGCCAAUAAAAAUUUUCGUUGCCAAUGUCCUUUAAUUACCAGAUCAUACCAUAUAUAUCACACCAUACAAUAUCAUACAUCAACAUAAUAUCACACCAUACAAUACCACACCAUACUAUACCAUACCACACCAUACCAUACUACACCAUACCAUACCAUACCAUACCAUACCAUACCAUACCAUACCAUACCAUACCAUACCAUACCAUACCAGCCUACUGUGAAAUGAAUGCAAACCCUUCUCAUAGAAUACCAGAUCAACCUAUUAAAUGUUCCCUCUCAUGAAAGUCAAUAGUACAGUAAAAUAUUUUCUCCAGUUUUUCAGAUGAACUUUUGAAACAACUCAAGAACAUGAUUGUUGAGCCGGGAAAGAGCCCAAAAGCAUUGCGUCUUUUAGCAAUGUUGAUAUUACGAGAUCUGUCACCCACUGUUGGAUACAAUAUUAACAUAUCAAAUAUGUCUGCUGAUCUAAACUGGUUGCCUUUGGUAUUUCCUUUGAUUUUUGCCCAGGUUAGAUGUUUAUCAUAAAUUCUGCAGUGUUGGUAGGUUUAUAACCUUCAUGCUAAAACAGGGCGAAAGUGCUAAUUACCACAAUAUAUAUUUCUCAUUCAAUUAAUAGGGGGAAGAGUUAGGUCACAUUGCAGUACACAUACCUAUAUUCAUCAGGUGUGUUCAAUAAUUCUAUGUAAACUCUGUAUAAGAGAGACGGCGUUAAAUUAUGGUUCUAGAAUUGUAAAUGUUUUAUAAUACUAUUGUUUGUGGAAACACCAUGUAAAUUUAUUACUGCAAAGCUUUCGAUCCAUAUAAGCCCGGAUCUUCAUCAGUGCUAAUAAGUAUGUAAAUGUUUUGUUAUAGAUGGCUAAAAAGUUCUCCAAAUUCAUACAUUCAAAGAAAUGCUCUCUUGUGUUUGUACUCAAUCCAAAAUUAUUAUGGAGUUCACUUGUUCAAUGAAGGUAUUAGUACAAUAUGUUUGGCAUAGUAAUGUAGAUUUUCAACUUAAAAAAUUAGUUUGGACAUUCUACUGAAAACUAUGAAUUUGAUUAUACACCUAUGAUGUCACUACCGUCUGUAAUGUCCUAGUUACAAAACAUAAUUCAGUCUUGAUGAUUCAGUCUUGAACUGAAGAUAGAAUUUGUUUUAUUAGAUCAAGUGACAACUGUUAAUCAGCUGAUGCUUCAAUGGCUGACAAAUGCCAGUCUUUACUCUGCACCCAAUCCAUACCAGCGCAAGAUCUUUGCAUCCAAACCAAAACUUCAAGUGAUCACGGAACUGGAUGGAAGCACAUGCCAUUCUUUCUUUACCGUGCUCAAUCUCGCCCACUAUUGCUCUCCUGACCAAUGGCUGAACAUCUAUACCUUCUCUCUCCUGCGACAAUGGCUGCUCAACACAUGGCAUUUUCAAGAAGGUCUCUGCGAAAUCUCUAUAGACAUUCCUCAUGAUCGAGACAGCGUCACCACUAGCUCUCCUUUUGUGACUGCUCAUUCAUCGUUCAAUGAGCCCACAUUUCUUGAUGACCACCUGCUACGGACACCGGGUGCAGAUGAAAUGUAUGAAGAAAUAUCAGACAAGCAUUCCUCACCAAGUUUCAGCGAGAUUACCCAAGCAUUCAGCGACCAAAGCAGUACGCCAGUGAAGGAUAUGGAUGAUAACAUGAGUGUUGGAAGUUAUAGUAAUUUAUCCAGUAUUUUUGAGUCCAGUUUUUUCUCAGAGAGUCAUCAAGAUGGUAGUCUGGGCCGAAAAGCGAUGGCUUACUGUUACAGACUGUUGCGGCAGAGUGAAUGUAGUAAGUUCAUUAUUUUGUGGAAAGUAUAACAUUUUCAUGUAUUCGGUGGUCCUUCCAGGACUUCCAGUAAGUGUUAUUACCACAGGGAGUCCUGCCAAGAGGGUGGGGGUGCACUUUGCCCCACAAGCUCAAAAGGGUCCCCCAAAGCAGGUUGACCACCAUCUGAUGCAGAAUAGUGUUUAGUCAAACCCAACGCAAUUGUUUUGUCCUAUUUAGAACCGUCCACUUCACAAGAUGCCUUACUAAAGAAGGCUGUAAGUUUCUCAAUACAACAACAUAUUUUGGAUUGUAUUUGAAGGAUUUCUCAACCUCAUACCUAAUAUGUUUUUAUCAUUGUUUCUAGUGUAUUGUCGAAGCUGUUUCCCUGAUGGAUUUCUUUUGUCUGCAAGAGAAAGAUUUAGUUCCUAAAGCAAUCCAAGCAGUGCGUCGUGUGUACAGUGUCGUCAAGAUGUGGUCGGCACCAUGGACUGAUGUACUACUUCCCAUUGUUUUGUUUUUUCUUAAUCACGGUAAGAGAUGCAAGGUUGUAUAUUCAAGCAAUGGAUGCCUUUCACUAAGCAUUAUAGUGCAGUAGAUGAUUGUUAUUCUGAUCGGUAAAAAUGUCUUAAUGAAAUUCCACUUGAGGCUCAUAAAAUUUCCCAUAGUGCUUGUGAAACUCAUUAAUAAUUUAUGAAGAAAACUCAAAAGAAAUCAUGAGUGUGAAGGAGUUAGCAUAUCUGAUACAGAAUCAUACUGAUUUAGAUCAACUUGAAGUUUAAUUGUUUAACAAAAUAUCAUUCAUUUUAAAUUGUUGAAGAGUACGAAAGUUCUCAUUAAGACGUUUCACGAGCCAUUUACAACAUUUGCGUCCGCCGAUACAACACGGCCCCUCAUAUUGUAAAUAGUGUUUCCACAUCCUGCACCAGCAAACUGUACAGUCAAUAAACUCUUUUAUUUAAGGUGAAACUGUCAUUCUUGAUCCAGAGCCGUAUGUCAAAUAUUUGUUUGGUGAAAUUUUGUACAACAGUUUCACAAGGUUUGUCGCAACGUUCCAUAAAAUGAUCCCAUGCAAAUUUUCUUGGGCGUGGUGGGAAAACGUUUUUGGGGUGCAAACUUUUUUUUGGGGGGGUGCAUCCCAGAAAACCCGUUUAUGAGUUGUUCUUCAAUUUUUUGACCUGAGUUAAUUUAUAUUUCAGCCCCGAAGUCGCAUUCGAAGUAGUCAAUUAUUGUUGUGAGCAUACGAAGAAACUACAACAAUCGACGAACGUUUUCUCGAAAUAUUUCCCAAAUAUAUUCAAGGUUCUAGCAUGGUUUCCUAGAACGUUUCUCAGAGAAUUCAUGGAAUUAUUACCAGCGAUGAUUUCUGAGAAAACAUACAUGGAAGUGAGUCCUCAUUCUAGUGUAUUCUGUAGCGUCAACCUGGAUGAAACGAGAAUGAAAGUGCAUGAGAGCUUGGCAGUCACGCCACCUGGGUUAGCUGUUCUUGAUGCUUUCCCAACAUGUAUUUUAGGUUAAAACAUAGUUGGAAUACUCAUAAAACCUUUAUUACAGGGUGCGAUAAUUCUCGUACUUACGUACCUGAGGUACGCCAAUAUUACUGUGUGGUACUUCUUUGUUUCCAGCCACGUACCACGCGCGUACACGGAACUCUUGCUAUCUGCGUACUUAUUUUUUGCUGUUAUCACAUGACCUUUCCAAGCCCAAGGUAUUCAAUACCGUGAUUUAGUUGGUAUAUCAUGUGUCUGAGAUGUCUUGGCAUGAAACAUGAUUGGACUGAUGGCACUAAGAAACGUUGGAGUCGAUUGUUUGUAUAUUGCAAUUGUGCUUCUUUUUCUACCUCGUAGUCUGAACAUACUUUUCAGAAACCUGUACUUUAUGAACCUUAUUUUAAUGACUAAGUACACAUUGAGUACUGAGUUUGUGUAAGUACGUGGCAACAACCAUUGGCGUACAGUCAGGUACGACUAAAUAUAUUGAAUUAUUGCACCCUGCCUAGAGCUUGAAAUGUCCCCUGUGACAAUGCGUGACUACCAACUCUUAUUGCUCGUUUAACCAGGGCUUGAGCAGUCUGUUAAAACUCGAAUUUCUUUGUUUUGAAGAUCUUUCACUUUCUUCUGGACUUGCCAUGUCUCUCUGCUGCUCUUGAAACUGUCAAACAAGCUGGCAAACGUAAGUUCGCAACAUCGUCCGUCACAACUUAUACCAGUGUGACCAGAUUUUUUCAGGAGUCAUUACCAAAUGUCUUCCCAAAUAAUUACGUCAUAAUAAUGCCAAAAAACAAUAGUUACGUCAUCAAAGUAGAAAAAGUAUGCCCAAAAAGUAUCUCGAAAUACUUGUUGCUUUCAUCGUAUUGCAGUUUUUGCUAAUGAUAAGGCUUUAUUUCUUAGGCUUGGCAACUCUGUUCAUCACUUUGAGCACGUUAUUAAACAAGAAACACACAUUUUUACCAAAAUGAUUAUUAAUUUAAGAUUUUACCAAAAUUUUACCAAAAAAACUCAUUGCCGCCAAAUUUUCUUGAAAAUUAACGAAAGUUCACGAAAUUUUACCAAUAGUGAAACUUUUUACCAAAUCUGGUCACUCUGUUGUUCCUGGGGGCCUGGUGAGGGUCGUCUUUUAUUAUUUCCACAUCCCCUUCAGUAACUGGAGCCCAUCCUUGCAUUGUUUUCAGGUAGCGCAGUUAUGUCGGAAUCAGCCGCCAUCUUUCGUAAAUCAGUCGAAGCGUACGAAGGUCUUCAGUAUAAACCGAUAUUUGCAUUCAUCUUGAGACAGCAGGGUGGCAUUGCUGACACGAUUGACAAGUAAGUGAUUAUUUUGUUUUGUAAAAACACCGCAUUGUUGUUCAUAGAGGAGUCCUCUUAAUUAUUUCUAUGUGUUCGUAUUGAAAUGCGUGUUUUUCUUUUCCAGGUUAGAUAUUCUUCAUUCCGUAUUUGAAGAUUGCAUUGAACACCCGCGAGUACUGGUUUGUUCACAAGUUUCCUGGUUGAUGCUUAGGUAAUCUUGAUUAAUAAUGUAGUUAAUGUUACACAACAAACCAUAUGCCCAAACAGAGCCAUGCUACACCAUGGCAUGCUACACAAUACCACACCAUAUGCCAUAUAUACCACACCAUACGAAACCAUAACUUACCAUAUACCAUACCAUACCUCGCAAUGACAUACCUCACAAUGACAUACCAUGCUAUACCAUACAACACCAUACCAUACCACACCACAUACCAUACCAUACAUACCAUACCAAUACCAUAACAUCUACCCACCUAACCAUAUCUUCUAUUCUUCCUUUCAUUUCAGAGUUUACUUCAAAAUCAUUUUACAAAAUAAAGACAUUGAUACUGUCAGAAAACUUUUUCCUAUUAUUCUUGAACGAGUCACAUGUAUCGUCAAUAUUGAAAGUUAUAAGAAAAACAUUCAAAGGUAAAAGAAAUAUUAAACAAAUUUUCACUAGGCAAGUUUCAAACCAAGAAUUAUGAAUAAAAAUAUGGUAUCAUAGUCCUUACAUGUGUUUUGUGUUUUUCCAAGUUUACUGGCGACGGAGCUGCUCACCAUCCUCAAGCUCUACCCUUGUCUGGUUCUUGAAUAUGCUGAUGAACUCAUUGAGUUCGUUCACAGAAUGAAAAGUUUAGAUAAUGGAUUUGAGGAAUUCUUUACUAAUGUGGUAAGCCUUGACGAUUGAGCUUUAUAAAAUAACAUGUAUAUAACGCGUGCUCUGAUUGGUCGAAACCCGUGUUUGGAUCAGGCCAUCCAAACACGGAAGACUAUCGUGUUGUUGUUAUUUUAUAAAACAAUUACUUUAUGGUUUCCGUGUUUGGAUGGCCUGAUCCAAACACUUAGGAAUGUUGCUCGAGUUAAAAAAAGCGCGCAAAAUUACUCGCCUUCGGCUGGUGUUUCGCGCGCUUUUCUUAACUCUCGCAACAUUCCCGCGUGUUUGGAUCAGGCCAUCCAAACACGGAAACCAUAAAGUAAUUGUAUAGUAUGCACUCAGUGGGUUGCAUUACAUGCAGAUGGUGGACAACCACAUGUCCAAUUAUAUUGAACUAGAUUUCUUGCCGUUAACGUUGUUGAUGUUGUAGGUUUGGGUGAUUGGUGAAUACGCAUCCACUAAAUAUGAUGAAAGAUGUGGCAACCCUCAUAUUAUCAAGUUUCACGAGGUAUGCUUCGCCUUACCCAGUCCCCUUGAGCAACUUGACAUUUUCCAUAUACACUAUUGAUUUAUUUUCCGGUCUGUUUCUGUUAUGUAGGCAAUUGAGUGUGUAACAUACGAACUUACACUAACUAUGAACGCAGGAAACAGUAAGGUGAGUAAGUGGGUUAGUGUGGGGGUACUAAUCAUCCUUUAUACUUGCAGCUGAGAGCUAAGCUGAAUUACGAUGAACGCAGCUCAACCUGAUCGAGUCGAAGGCUUACUAAGGGCGCCUCUGACGGACUCGUAUCUGAUCACGAAGCACAGCUACGGUGGAAGGGUCAGUUAGAGGCUAAACCCAACUUAGGGGCUAAUCCCAUCCCCACCCUAUCAACCCUCCCUGUGAGACGAAACCGAAGUUGUGUGUUUUUUUUGAAAUUGCAGGAAAUUUGUAGUUCUCGUUUGGUUUGUGUCUUGAUGUCAACGUUGGCCAAGGUGAGUCGAAGUUGUUGUAAAUUCUACGAACUGAUUUAUUCCAGGACACGUAUGUAUAACGCUUUAUAAUUAAUCAUUGUAGCUUGCCUCAAGAUGUCCAGAUCUUAUUCAAAAAGUUAGUCUGUGCAUUACCAAAGUCGCCAAGCUCAGAUCGGUAAAUUGUUUUUAUACGAAUUAUGUUCUAAUUGAUUUUCUAAUUAAUCGUAUCAUUAAAUUUCUUAUUACUAUACCAAUUAAAGUUGUAAUUAGCCGUCUGAUGAUAUAUUCGAGUUAUCAUUCUUGUUUAGGAGUUAUGUGUUGAACAGGCUGAGAGAGAAAGUUUACUUAUUCGAGCGAGUGAACUCAUCAGUUUACUCGAACUACCAAAGUACGUUGGAGUUCAUUUCUAAUUGAGAACUUUGCUUGGUAUACAUUACACACAUUGAAGCGCUCUAAUUAGUUCAUUAAGAAAUAUAUUUAUCCGAACUGUUUCUUCUUACUAGUAUUGCUCCGUUAAUCCUUACUCCUGAUCCAUCCAUCAAAGAAGGAAGGUGAGAAUGCCAGUGUCUACAACUAUAUAUAGUAAUUGGCAGAAUUAGAACAAUCUUGAUAAUUAGAACAAUCUUGAUAUAAUUUUUUCUGUGUUGGUGUUAUGGUACUCAGGUGAAUAUGAUGUUUGUGAUGUUACUCUGAGUGUGCAUCCACACCGGGCAAGCUGAAAAGUUUGCCUGACCACGGUGGGAAUCGAACUCGAACCGACUUGACCUCGUAGCUCAUUGGACUAGUAUCCCAAAGGUCGUAGGUUCGAUUCCCACUGUGGUCAGGCAUAUUUUUCAAGCUUGCCCGGUAUGGAUAUACACUCAGAGUAACAUCACAAUCAUCAUAAUCUUGAUAUAAUUAGAACAAUGUUUUAUUUGUUUUGGUUUAUGAAACACACCGCGUAUAUUGCGAAGCCUCCGAUCCGUAUAAGCCCAAAUCUUCACCAUUAAUACAUUUUCACAAACGAAAACAAAUAUAAUAUUUUACCAUGCAAACUUACAAAGAACUUAUUAAUUUUUUUCUUUAUUUAGACUUCAUCGCGAUCGCCAUAUUUCGAUGUCAUUUUUCAUGGAUACAACAAAAGAUAUGAUGUUUAAUCAGUAA
Molecule: messenger RNA, 8977 nt
Organism: Paramuricea clavata
Lineage: Eukaryota; Metazoa; Cnidaria; Anthozoa; Malacalcyonacea; Plexauridae
Source: the annotation of a GenBank genome assembly